AUGUCAUCAUCUUCAUCCGAUGAAGUCGAUGCAAGAUUGGACGAAAUUUGUGAUGAAUACGUGGAAGAAAUAUACAACGACAUAGUGGAGACCCAAACCAUACCACAAAGGACACGUCAGUAUGUUGAACGACACCGCGAAGGAGGACAAGACCAGUUAUGGAAUGACUAUUUCAGCGAAGAUCCGACAUUCUCGACUGCAAUUUUCAGACGCCGUUUUCGCAUGAAUCAGAAUUUAUUCUUGCGUCUUGUUCAUGGCCUAGAAGAGUACUUUCCAUUCUUCCAGCAAAGAAGAGAUGCGACCGGGAGAUGGAGUCUUACGGCACUACAAAAAUGUACUGCUGCUAUUCGACUGCUUGCUUAUGGUAAUGCGGCUGACACCGUUGAUGAAUAUCUCCGACUUGCUGAGACCACUGCACUUUCGUGUUUACAUAAUUUCACAGACGGAAUUAUACAAUUAUUCGGAAAUGAGUAUCUACGACGACCCACACCGGAGGAUCUCCAACGGCUAUUAGAUAUUGGAGAGAAACGAGGGUUUCCUGGGAUGGUCGGGAGCAUUGAUUGUACCUUAAACGAUAUUAAUGUUCUCGAUCGAUCUCCUGUUUUUGAUGACCUUUUACAAGGUCGAGCUCCGAGGGUAAAGUACAUGGUCAACGGACACACGUAUAAGUUGGCGUACUACCUCACAGACGGUAUAUAUCCAAAAUGGUCGACAUUUAUCCAAUCUAUCACACUCCCACAAACUCCUCAACAUGAGUUAUUUGCUAAAGUUCAAGAAGCAACCCGAAAAGAUGUGGAGCGGGCUUUUGGAGUUUUGCAAUCUCGAUUUGCAAUUUCGAAGAUGAACGGGAUGGAUACUAUCGUAUUGAUAUAUCUGAAUUUGAAGAAGGAGACGCCUCCAGAUGUUCAGAGGUGGAAACCGAGAUGCCAACAAAUCUGA
Brassica rapa (field mustard) is the source of this 939-nucleotide messenger RNA. RefSeq lists its product as uncharacterized. Lineage: Eukaryota; Viridiplantae; Streptophyta; Magnoliopsida; Brassicales; Brassicaceae. The record is from RefSeq and is a predicted model, not a curated record.